CGUACGUGAUCUGUUGUUUGUCUUCUCGGUGUAUCUCGUUAUCCCCUUUGUUUUACUGUCACAUAAUAAAUGCUACUUUUGCUAGGAUGUUCGUCCAGGCCACCACACAACGUACAGGGUUGUUUCAUUGAUGCUGGCUCCAACCGUUUCACCGUGAACUCACUCCUCUGACGUUCAAACCCUUUCCUUCAUUGUUCAUCUCUCUCGUUCUCGGGCACCCGCCGGCCGCAUUUCGGGUCCCCAUGCAUCAUGCACCCGGGGACUCCGCAACCGAAGUGGUUGUCGACAUAAAGCUGCUCGACUUCGCAUUCCUAAAACACCUCCUCAACAGGAAACGGACAAUGACUCAGAACAAGCACGAAGGAGCUGUCGCAGCUGUCAACGAUCCGGCCUUCCAGCCGCGAUCCGAAUUCUUGGAUGCCAUUGACUGCGAGGAUUACCGAUUGAUGAUUGCUGGGGAAGAUUACAACGCUAUGGUCCCCGAGCUCCUUGAGGGAAGGCUACGGAUGAAGAGACUGUGCCGCAAGUACAAUGACACCUUGGGCGAUCCCGAGGAUCUGGGUCUGGAGAAGCUGGCGGAAAAGAGAAGAGAGAUGUUGAGCCAGAUGCUUGGGAAGUGUGAUUUGACACAGGUCGACCUUGAACCACCAGUGAUGUUCGACUACGGCGGCAACAUCUUUCUCGGAGACGGAGUCUACAUGAACUACAAUACCACGAUCCUAGAUUGCGCGCCAGUCUAUAUUGGUGACCGCACGAUGUUUGGACCGAACGUGUCGAUAUACACCGCGGGUCAUCCCAUCGAAGCCGGCCCGCGACUGGCUGGGACGGAGUGGGCGAAACCCAUUCGGAUCGGCAAGGAAUGCUGGAUUGGAGGAAACGCUGUGAUCACUCCAGGCGUGACAGUUGGUGAUCGAGUGGUUGUCGCAGCUGGCGCGGUCGUCACUAAGGAUGUCCCGAACGAUUGCGUCGUUGGCGGAGUACCGGCGAAGGUCAUAAAGAAGAUCGAUCAGACAGAGGGUCAAAAAUGAAGAGCAUUUGAUAAAGUCGUUAGAGAUAACAUGUUGGUCA
Saitoella complicata NRRL Y-17804 is the source of this 1068-nucleotide messenger RNA. RefSeq names its product trimeric LpxA-like protein. NCBI's taxonomy places the organism in Eukaryota, Fungi, Ascomycota, Saitoellomycetes, Saitoellales, Saitoellaceae. The record is from RefSeq and is a predicted model, not a curated record. The transcript has 7 exons. Gene Ontology annotation, molecular function: acetyltransferase activity. Bases 243 to 1028 code for a protein of 261 amino acids.